Cornus florida is the source of this 795-nucleotide messenger RNA. RefSeq lists its product as uncharacterized. The record is from RefSeq and is a predicted model, not a curated record. Lineage: Eukaryota; Viridiplantae; Streptophyta; Magnoliopsida; Cornales; Cornaceae. The coding region runs from base 1 to 795 and encodes 264 amino acids. The transcript has a single exon.
AUGGAGACAAGGGAUAGUAUGUUACAACAUGUUGAUUUUCAUAUAAGGGAUGGAAGAUCAGUUUCUCUUCAAGAUCCUUGGUGUGAUGGUUUGACAAUGGCAAAUAAAUUUAGACAUAGGAUUUUUAGAUCUGUAAAUCUUCCUAGAAAUGCUAAUUUAGAUAUUCUAAUGGUGAAUGGUAGCUGGGAUUUAAAUCUCCUACAGGGACAAGAAUUACAGCAGCUGAGGGAAUAUCUUGUGUUGCGACCUAUUCACACUUCGGCUGACAAGCUUCUGUGGAAUAAUGGUAAGUUCUCAUAUAAGGAAGCUUGGAAAAUUUGUAGAUUUCAGGCAGAGGAAGUCAGCUGGUAUAAGUUUUGUUGGGGCAAAGCGAGACCUAGAUGGUCUGUAACUACAGUUUUUGUGAUGUUAAACAAAAUUCCUUUUAUAGUGAAUCUCCAAAGAAGGAAGUUAUGUUUGGUGUCUAGAUGCUCAUUGUGUCAGAGUGCUAUUGAUACAACAGACCAUAUAUUUAUUUCUUAUAGAUUUUCUAAAGAUUUUUGGAGCUGGCUGGGAGAGAUUCUGAAGUGGAAUAUGCAUCAGUUUGCUGAAGUCGUGUCUUUAGCUGAUCUGUUCAACUGGUUUCAGGUUGUUGCAACUGUGGGAUUUCAUAAAACAUUGUUUCCUGCUAUGCUUUGGGGAAUUUGGAAAGAGAGAAAUGCUAGAUUGUAUGGUACUGCUACUGCUCCAGUGAUUGUGGCAAUGUUAGAGGUGUUGGAUAUUCAUAGUAUCCUUCUCUCUGACCUACUUGUUUGA